Cryptomeria japonica (Japanese cedar) is the source of this 1625-nucleotide messenger RNA. RefSeq names its product F-box protein SKIP5. Lineage: Eukaryota; Viridiplantae; Streptophyta; Pinopsida; Cupressales; Cupressaceae. The record is from RefSeq and is a predicted model, not a curated record. Gene Ontology annotation, molecular function: protein binding. The coding region runs from base 349 to 1158 and encodes 269 amino acids. The transcript is spliced from 5 exons.
UAUGCCUCCAAGGAAAGUAUAGAAAACGAAAGAGAAAACUACUACGUAUGCAUUUUUCACCUCACACAGCUAGAAUUUAUAAAUCGACAUUUUUUUCGCCUCUAAUUUGCAAAAUUUGGGUGGAACUGGGCAAAGGAGAGUCUGAUGGGGGGAUGGCCACUGCCGCAGCUCUUCUGGGAUGGAUCUAUAUAAUCACAGUUUCGAGGGGCUUGACAAGGAGAUUUUCACCAUGUACAUAUUCUUAGUAACGAGGGUUAUAUUCUAGCUGUGGAGGGUUUGAAAGGUUGUAAAUUGAGGAGACAGAGAUGGAGCAAAAGAAGCUCAAGAUGUGUAAAAUGUCGCCAAUAAAUGCGUUGGACGACGGCUGCCUCAUGCGUAUACUCACUUUCCUCUCGCCUUUGCCCGGAUGAGUUCACUGCAAGUGUUACUAUUACUCUUCUGGGUCUGAGGAAAAUCUUAUAUGGCAUUGCAGAUCGAUAUAAUGCUGCACGAGUUUGUUGUAGGUGGAGGCAUUUAGCUUCAGACCCUCGCAUGUGGUUACGUGUGGAUAAGUCUGGUAGUGCUUUAUGUGAGCCUGGCGUGUUCUCAACAAUUGAAGAUGCAGUUAGUGCUGCAAGGCCUGGAGAUACCAUAUUGAUCGAUGCUGGAGCAGUCCAUUGGGCCUAUAAUAUUCAAAUAAACAAGCCUCUUUGCCUGGUUGGUGGAGGUUCUUCGCCAGAUGAUACUGUGCUUGUUUGCUCACGGGGUUAUGACAGUGCCUUGGAGUUUUUAACCACUGGAAAAAUUGCUAAUCUAACAAUAAAGGCAGAGCUUGGGAGCUGUUUACUUCAUAGGAAUGGACGUCUUACAGUUGAAAGUUGUGUACUACAGUGUGAGGAACAUCCUUUGGAGCACUUGUGCUGUCCAAUUGUGAGCACUGCAGAGGUCCUACCUGCUACACCGAGUAGUGCAUUGGCCUCUAGCAUUAAUGGAGAAAGUUGUGUAUCUGUUAUACAUACUCGAAUUGAAGGUGGUGCAAAAGCAGUUAUAACCAAAGGGAGUCUUUCUCUACAGCAAGUUAGAGUUAUAUACACUCGGACUGCUCUAUUUUUCUGGUUCAAUGUUUCACAGAAACGUCUGACGGAUAUUGAUGUCGUACCAUUUGCAUGCAAAGCUUGAGGGGCCUAUGUAAGUUCUCAAUGCAUUUAUGUUUGCAAUUGUAGAACAUUUCAGGUUAUGUUGCUGUGCAGGAUAUAUUCUGUAGUUCGUACAAUGUUGGUGUUCUCAUUGAAGCUUCUUUUUAACUCAGACCAUGUCAUUGGCAUGGAACAGUUUGAAGAUCAUUUGUAUGUGUGACAAGUUCUUGUAAUCUUUUAUUUAUAGAUUUUAAGAACCAAGUUCAUUUUUAGUUUAUAGGUCUUUCAGCAUUUAUUUAUCUGGGUUGUACCCCAGCUGGUGAGACAGUGAUACACAAUAUAUAUUCUUAACAUGUGGUACCAUUUGCAUGCAAAGCUUGAGUGGCCUAUGUAAUUUCUCAAUGCAUUUAUAUUUGCAAUUGUAGAACAUUUCAGGUUAUGUUGCUGUGGAAGUUAUACUUUGUAGUUAUUACAAUCAGGGUAUUCUCAUGGAAGCUUCUUUUUAACUCA